AUGUACUGGUACCGAUUCACCUCUUACCCAGGCGCGAUGCCUCCCAUGCCCGCUGGAAACCCCUGGAUGGGCGCUACGGCGACCGCCGGUGCCCCCUUUGCGGCUGGGACGGCCGCCGAAGCGCUUGCGAACAAUGUAGCUAGCGCUGCAGCUAGGUGAGUCGAUUUGUCAUUAAGCUUCAUUCCAAACUCGGCAUACUGAUUACUGAUCUCGACUUUCCUCUUUCAUCCUCCGAGUCAUCAGCCAUCAUCUACCCCCUCAAGUUCCUCACCCGUCCCUCCACCCGUCCCUCCACCCGUCCCUCCACCCGUCCCUCCACCCUCACUACCAAAGCACCCACCCCAGUCAUCACCUACAUCAGCCCUACACCGUCGACGUGUACCGAUCCUGUCGUCGAUCCGGUCCUCGCUUCUUCCCUCUCCUUCUCCUCGGAGGGGUGAGUGUUUGGGCGUUUAACAAGAUCUACAAGUUGAGGGAGGAGAAUUGCGAUUUGAGGGAUCGGAUCCGUAGUGACGACAAGGCUUCACUCGCGAGUGCGACCAUUGCAUCGACAAGUCUGUCGCUCGACGAAGGCAAGGACGCGAACAACAAGGCUACCUCGGGUCGCGGGGAUUGGAGAAGGGAUUGGCGAGGCAGGAGGUACGGUGGACCCCGAGGCGAGGAAGAGGCUCAGAGGAUUUGA
Molecule: messenger RNA, 682 nt
Organism: Microbotryum saponariae
Lineage: Eukaryota; Fungi; Basidiomycota; Microbotryomycetes; Microbotryales; Microbotryaceae
Source: the annotation of a GenBank genome assembly